This is a messenger RNA of Polypterus senegalus (gray bichir), 4329 nucleotides long. It is a transcript of the gene tbc1d5, whose product is annotated as TBC1 domain family, member 5. Gene Ontology annotation, molecular function: GTPase activator activity. Bases 313 to 2688 code for a protein of 791 amino acids. The transcript is spliced from 24 exons. NCBI's taxonomy places the organism in Eukaryota, Metazoa, Chordata, Cladistia, Polypteriformes, Polypteridae. The record is from RefSeq and is a predicted model, not a curated record. Gene Ontology annotation, biological process: activation of GTPase activity.
CAGAAUCAUCUUAAAGAGCAAAUUGCUAAUGCUGGUUACAUUAGAAGUGCCUGAAACCUGAACACCAGAUACAGUUUUGGAGAGAGAGUGAACUCGAUUAACUGAAGCAAGCUCUUUAUAGUUACAGACGCAAUCCUUUUCAAAUUUGAAUUCAAAAGUGUAGUCAAUGAAGACGUGCAUGGUUUCUUGACGGGCACUGAAAGUUAGAGAGAUGCUGCAUCCCAAUUUUGAAACCAGACAUCCUCUACAAGGUGAUGAUCAGGAAACAGGGAUUGAUCCCCUUCAGAACUACAUAAAAACAAAGGCGGAUUUAUGGAAAACAGAAGAACAAAAACCUCUUCAGAGCCCGAGGGUACAUUCAGCUCCUAUAGAAAAGAAUGGGAAGAAUUAUUUUUACACAGUAAUUACCUUGCUAGGAUCAGACAGAAAGGCCUUAAUGGGCAGCUGAGGAGCAGCAGAUUUCGUAGUAUUUGCUGGAAGCUUUACCUUGAAGUUCUCCCUGAAGACAAAAGACAAUGGAUAAAUAAGACAGUGGAGCUACGUGCACAAUAUGAGAAAAUAAAAGAAACUCAUAUAACCAAUCCAAGAAAAACUGCUGGUCAGCAAGACUUGGUUGUCAAUAAUCCUUUGUCACAGGAUGAGGGGAGUCUAUGGAACAGAUUUUUUCAAGACAAGGAACUUCGUGCUAUGGUUCAACAAGAUGUCUUGAGAACGUUUCCUGAAAUGCAAUAUUUUCAACAAGACAGUGUGAGGAAUAUGCUAACAGACAUCCUGUUCUGCUAUGCUCGUGAAAAUGAACAGUUGCUAUAUAAACAGGGCAUGCAUGAACUGCUAGCCCCCAUUGUCUUCAUUCUACAUUGUGACCACCAAGCCUUUCAACAUGCCAGUGAGACUGCACAUUCAAGUGAAGAAAUGAAAACUCUCCUAAACCCAGAAUAUCAUGAGCAUGAUGCCUAUGCAAUGUUCUCACAACUUAUGGAAACUGCUGAACCAUGGUUUUCAUCUUUUGAGCGUGAGCUUCGGAAGGGUAAAGAAGAAAUGAUUACUAGCAUACCAUUUGCCAGACCUCAAGACACUGGGCCCUCUGUUGCUAUUGUAGCAAAAGUUAAUCGAAUUCAGGACCAGCUGCUCAAGAAACAUGACAUUGAACUGUAUAUGCACCUAAACAGGCUGGAAAUUGCACCACAGAUCUAUGGAAUCCGAUGGGUCAGACUGCUGUUUGGACGAGAGUUCCUCCUUCAGGACCUCCUCAUUUUGUGGGACGCUUUGUUUGCGGACAGCAUCACCCUGGAUUUAGUUGAUUACAUUUUUGUGGCCAUGCUGCUGUACAUCAGAGAUGUUUUGAUUGCAAGCAACUACCAGACCUGCUUGGGAUUACUCAUGCAUUAUCCUCCUAUUGGAGACAUACAUGCCCUCCUUCACAAAGCACUCUUUCUCAGAGAUCCAAAGAAUUUCCCUCGACCAGUAAACUACCAGUUUCAUCAAAAUUUGGACUAUUACAAGACACGAGGAGCAGACCUUAUGAACAAAACUCGAGCAACUGCAAAAUCAGCACCACUUAACAUCAAUAAGGUAUCAACCAGUCUGCUGAAUUUUGGUCGGAAACUCAUUGCCCCAGCCAUUUCGACUAAUCCAGGUAGUAUAGCUCCUGGUGUCGGUGAUGGUCCUGCUGCACCACAUCAAACACUGGUGCGAUCAAUGGUUGAACCUCCCCUGGGUAUACAGCAGCAGCAACAGCAUCAACAGCAUAGGCUGAUGAAAUCUGAAAGCAUGCCCGUGCAUCUCAGCAAAGAUGUAUUUACAGGUGGUGAUGCUCAAGUCUCUGUUCCUGUCCAGACUGUAACUGACAUCCAAGGGCAGAGUACAAAAAACAUCAGUUCUUCUCCAAGUAUUGAAAGUUUACCGGGUGGAAGAGAAUAUGCUGCUUCACCACCAUUAUCUGCAACAAAGAAAGACUCAUUCUUCAACAUCUCACGUUCCCGUUCUCAUAGCAAAACAAUGGGCAAGAAAGAAUCAGAUGAAGACUUGGAGGCCCAAAUCUCAUUUCUUCAAGGGCAACUUAAUGACUUGGAAGCCAUGUGCAAGUACAGUGCUAAAAUGAUGAAUGUACACAUUGGCAAGAUACAAGAAGUGAUAUUACAGGAACAGCUGGAGAAAGAGGAUGAAGUUCUUGUCGCCCUUGCUGGCCUCAAACAGAUUAAGGACAUUUUGAAGGGGUCACUGCGCUUUAACCAGAGUCAAUUGGAGGCAGAAGAAAAUGAAGAAAUCACCAUAGCAGAUGAUCAUUACUGCUCCAACAGUCAUGCUGCAGAAACUGAAAACAAUGUUGAUCAGGAGAAGUCCCAGUUUGUGAGAAAUCAGGAGGCUACCUCCCAGACUUCCCUAAACUCGGAGAGCAGGAGCUCAGAUGACUACAUUUUGUUAUGCCAAGAAGAUGACGAUUUAGAAGAUCAGACAAUUAAAGGCCCAAGCAGCAUCUUUCCAGGUGAUCACCCACAUUCCCAUUUUCUUAGGAAGGGAAAAGUGAUCUUAAAAUCGGGAGAAGAUCACAAACCAAAUCCCAGCUUCUCUGACCCAUUAAUGGGGCCAACAUCGGCGUCUUCCAGUACCUCCGGCUCAAGCCCAGAUGAUGACAGCAGCAAUAGCAAGGACUCUGAUUUUACAAUCGUGAACCCUAUGGAUAUUUAGAUACUCUAUCAAAUGAUUAUCUUUAUGCAUAAGUAAGCAUCGAAAGACUCUGCGCUUCCUUCCUCUCUUCGUUCAUUUCAUCUCUUAUUCAUCAUCUCACAGCCACUUGUAUGGAGACGACUGCCUCAAAAGUACUAUACAGGAGAAAGGACAUGUGGUUCAAAUGUUCGAUUUCAAAUGAGGUCUUGUGUGAUUCUGAACAAAUGUGUCUUGUGAAAAAUGAGUACGAUUUCUACAGAUACACAAUCGGAAUUCCUUUUGGGGGUCUGCUUCAGCUGUUCCUGACGUCAUUGUCUUUUUUUAUAAUCAUGAAAGCAGUUUAAAUGUUAAAAGGCAAGAACUCGACCGCCCUAACAGUGAAUGCUUCGUUUUUGUUUCUCACAGAGUUCUGUUGUCUGUGGUAGACACAUUUAUUUUUGUAAACUCCCAGCUUCCACAUUUUGAUUUGCAGUUUCUUUCCCUUGCAAUACACACUCUGCUACUGCAAAGCUUUUGAUCAAAAUAAAGUUCAACUCAAGACUGAGACUGAUGGCUGCUCGGUCACCAGCUUCUUUGCAUUGGUGACGUUACCUCCCGAAUGCUGGGGAGCACUUUGGAGUCACCAUCAAAGAGAAAUCUGAAGACAGUGAAGGACAUUGUCAGGAAGUGUCAAUUUACAGAGAAAUAUUUGAGCUGGAUGGGCAGGCUAGAUGGUACAGAAGACGACUAACAAAUAUAAAAUAUGACUAACAAAUAUGACAUGCUUCCCAAUCCAUAUGCCACACAGACAUAACCACAAAUGAAAAUGAUUGUGUAUGUCUGUUGAUUACAAUUUUGACAUAAACAGGAUUAAAAAAAAUACUUUGACAACUUUUUUUUUUUUUUACUGCUUUUACUUGUGUUCAUUUUGCUCCGCCAAUUGCUUCAUUGCAUUCCUGUGUUGCUUUCAGAGGGAGUGUUUUUCACUUUCCAGUGUCUGACUAAAUGUGGUAACUGGAUGAGCAAAUUCAAGGGGAGCCUUUCUCUGGUGGGUACAAACUGCUGUAUAUGAGCUCUGGCUGAAAUUCAAAACUGUGCCUUACUACAUUCCUACCAUUUCAAAACGAUGCAAAUGCCACUAAACAUCCAUGUGACCCCUAAUGAUUACAAGAAAAAAAAAAUGGUGAUAUGCCAGGAUUUGAGAAAAUCCCCUUCAUCCGCUGAUGUUGUUACGGGAUUAAGGCAAAUCCCAUUAGGCGUAUCCAGAUACAACUAAUUUUCUGCAGUGCUCAGUUCCGUGAUUAGGAAAUGGCAGAUGAUCCCGUCUGCUCCAAGCAGGUAUUUUAUGUUUAUUUUUUUUUUGGUGAGAGGGGGUUCAGCUGGUCUAAUAAAAUCCAAUUAAUUUCAAUUUAGCCAUAUAGGCAUCGUCAAAGGUGGAACUGUACUUCUAUCACUAAAAAGCACUGAUCUCUCCCUCCGUGACGUUUGUAUGUCUGUUGUCUCGGCUCCGUCAUGCUGUCUGGCGCGCUGCUGUACGUCCACAAUGAUCGGCAGUCACGUCCGCGUUUACCAUUUUAUUUACCGUGUCUGUAGAAUGGACUGGCAACUACUUCUGAUGUACAAUUUUAUUCAUGAAUGUAGAAAAUGUACAAUUAAUUCCAAAAUUAAAUGAAUAACAAGCCA